Molecule: messenger RNA, 1160 nt
Organism: Carica papaya (papaya)
Lineage: Eukaryota; Viridiplantae; Streptophyta; Magnoliopsida; Brassicales; Caricaceae
Product: annexin-like protein RJ4
Biological process (GO): response to water deprivation; response to salt stress; response to cold
Cellular component (GO): cytoplasm; plasma membrane
Molecular function (GO): phosphatidylserine binding; calcium ion binding; calcium-dependent phospholipid binding
Source: RefSeq, a predicted model, not a curated record
AAUAGUUGUAUGACAUUAUAAUAAAUAAGGACUUAAUUUCAUUAGCCUCUACACAGAGAGAAGAAAAGAGUUCAGCAAUGGCUUCCAUCAUCGUUCCUUCUCAUGUUUCUGUUGUUGAAGACGCAGAAGCUCUCAGAAAAGCUGUUCAAGGAUGGGGGACUGAUGAGAAGGCUAUAAUUUUACUUCUUGGGCAUAGAAAUUCAGCUCAGAGGAAGCAAAUCAGGAUUGCUUAUGAGGAAAUUUACCAGGAAGAUCUUGUCAAGCGCCUUGAAUCUGAGCUUUCUGGGGAUUUUGAAAGAGCAAUUUAUCGGUGGGUAUUGGAACCAGCAGAUAGGGAUGCGGUUUUGUGUCAUGUAGCUAUCAGGAAACAUGAACCAGACUACCAUGUGCUCGUAGAAAUUUCUUGCAUCCGAUCACCGGAAGAGCUAAUUGCCAUAAGGCGUGCCUACCAGAUCCGCUACAAGUGUUCCUUGGAAGAAGACGUUGCAGCUCAUACCUCGGGAGAUAUUCGAAAGCUAUUGGUUGCUCUAUUGACUGCAUUCCGUUAUAUUUAUGGCGCGGAGACACAUGGAAGAUUGGCGAAUUCAGAAGCUGAAAUCCUUCGUGAUGCUAUCAUAGAUAAGGAAUAUAAUCAUGAAGAAGUUAUUAGAAUUGUGAGUACAAGGAGCAAGCUACAACUAUUGGCAACUUUUAAUCGCUACAGAGAAGAACAUGGUACUUCUAUCACCAAGGAAUUGUUGGAUGAUUCAGAUAAUGAGUUUGCAAUGGUGCUGUAUAUAACUAUUCGAUGUCUUGUUGACCCAAAGAAGUAUUUUGAGAAGGUAUUGCGUAAUUCAAUCAAAAAGCUUGGGACUGAUGAGGAUGCAUUGACCCGGGUAAUCGUUACGAGAGCAGAGGUGGAUUUGCAAGAUAUUAAAGAGCUUUACUAUAAGAAGAAUAGUGAAUUGCUUGAACAUGCUGUGGCCAAGGACACUUCAGGGGACUACAAACACUUUUUGCUCACCUUAUUGGGGAAAGAGGAUUAAAUAUCUCCAUUUACUUCAUGGGCGUUUUAUAUUUUGAGUUGGUUUUGUUUGGAGAUUGCUACUAUAAGUUCUUCUUUGCUUUGACUUAAUUUUCUUUAUGUUGAAAUAAUGUCUAUGCACUUUCUUUUGUGGACA